AUGUCAGGCGCGAGUCCUCAGAACGUCAUCCGCAGAAAGCUAGUUAUCAUCGGAGAUGGUGCCUGCGGCAAGACGAGUCUGUUAAGUGUAUUUACUUUGGGAUACUUUCCAACUAUUCCCACAGUCUUCGAAAACUACGUCACCGAUUGCAGAGUGGAUGGAAAGUCUGUACAGCUGGCUCUCUGGGAUACAGCCGGUCAGGAGGACUACGAGAGACUACGACCCCUUGCAUACGCCAAAGCGCAUGUCAUCCUGAUAGGAUUCUCCAUCGAUACGCCUGAUUCCCUCGACAAUGUGAAGCACAAGUGGAUUGAAGAGGCACAGCGCCUCUGCGCUGACGUGCCUAUUAUUCUGGUUGGGCUGAAAAAGGACCUGCGCGAAGACCCAGUUGCGAUCGAGGAUAUGCGUAAAAAGUCUUUGCGAUUCGUCACAUCCCACGAAGGCGAAAUGACGGCUCGCGAAAUCGGAGCAAGAAGAUAUCUGGAGUGUUCCAGUCUGAGCGGCGAGGGUGUCGACGACGUGUUCGAGGCAGCUACUCGAGCAGCCCUCUUGACGUUUGAGAAAGGCGAGGGUUCAGGCUGCUGCGUCAUUCUAUGA
Messenger RNA from Drechmeria coniospora, 597 nucleotides. RefSeq names its product ras-related GTPase, Rho2 subfamily. Gene Ontology annotation, molecular function: GTP binding; GTPase activity. Gene Ontology annotation, biological process: small GTPase-mediated signal transduction. NCBI's taxonomy places the organism in Eukaryota, Fungi, Ascomycota, Sordariomycetes, Hypocreales, Ophiocordycipitaceae. The coding region runs from base 1 to 597 and encodes 198 amino acids. The record is from RefSeq and is a predicted model, not a curated record. The transcript is spliced from 4 exons.